AUGCAGAUCAAGAACGUUGUUUUGUCUGUGUCGCUUGCGGCCACAGCAGCGGCUCUCCCGGCCAUCGAGUCCAACACUUUCAACGUCAUCACAAUUCAUUCGGGCUCAAAUGUUCAGUAUGCCAGCUUCAAUGCCGCCAAGAGCAGCAUCUUCGCUGGUCUGUCCUCCCAGAAUGCCAGCUGUGCCCGCCCCAAAGAACAAAUUGCUACUUUCUACCUCAACAAUGAGGCUCUCUACCUUUACGACGAAUCCGCUACUCCCCAAGAGCUCUACGUUGAUCGUUCCGGAAUGGGCCAGGGAAAGAUUGGAUACACCACAGGUGCUCAACCGGCCCCGAUGAAUGCUGAGCGAGUGGGCUGGGCCAUCAAGGACGAACACCUCCAGUUCGCUGGCAGUGAUCUCAUUGCCUGCCCCAACAGCAUUGGCGGCUCCUGGUCCAUCUGGGCAUCCACCGGUGUGGCCCACCCGGGUGGAAAUAGCAACUGUGUCGGCAUUGCCGCUCGUGCUAUCGAGACUUCCACGCCUAAUGGCUGUUUGUAUACUCAGUAA
Penicillium canariense is the source of this 549-nucleotide messenger RNA. It is a transcript of the gene aspf34, whose product is annotated as cell wall protein PhiA. NCBI's taxonomy places the organism in Eukaryota, Fungi, Ascomycota, Eurotiomycetes, Eurotiales, Aspergillaceae. The transcript has 2 exons. Bases 1 to 549 code for a protein of 182 amino acids. The record is from RefSeq and is a predicted model, not a curated record.